AUGAUUAAUGAUCAUCGUUGCGAAUACGUGGUCGAGCAAGAACAGUUCACCUAUGAAAUUGUCAUUCCCCGAUCGUUACGAUUAUCAAGAUCAUUUUCAUUCGUACCUGACUGGAAAACUCGAUUAAGAGAUAACGAUCAAACAAGUCUUACCUCAGCUAUUCGUCGCCAUAAGCGUUCAUCAGAAACAUUUACUAUUGAUCAAAAUAAUAAGACAGUAUAUUAUCGUAUUCAUGGCUUUAAUCGAACAUUUGAUUUAAGUUUAGUUGAAGACGAAACUUUUCUAGCACCAUCUUUUAUUACACAAUAUUUUGAUCAUGAUCGUACUUGGACAACCAAAGAUAUUGAACAUUGCUUCUAUAAGGGUUAUGUCAAUCGAAAUCCUUUAUCAUCUGCAUCAAUUAGUUUAUGUCAUGGCUUGUUGGGCACAUUUUUGUAUAAGGAUACAGAAUAUUUUAUUGAACCAAAACAUCACGAGAAUGAUACUCAAUGGAAUUUCGAACAUCUAUUUUAUACACAUAAAGAUUCGAUAUUAUCAUCGAACGAUGAUAAUCAAACAGUACGAUGUCCUGUUACUGGUGAACCAUAUUUUGAAAAAUAUCAAGCCUAUCCUCAUUACCAUCGAUCCUCAAAACAACGAUUGCGACGAUAUAAAAAUAAAGCCUCUUCCAAAAAUUUUUCUUCCAAAUCUUCCUUUGCAAAUCCCUCGAUUAAUAAUUUAUUAAAUGAUUCUACUCAUAAGAAUAAUAAUCAUCAUGUAAAACGCCGAGCUAAACGUCAAUUUGAUUUCGAUCCUAUGGCUAAACAUGUUGAAGUACUUGUUGCUUAUGAUCAAUCAAUAAAAGAAUUCCAUUCAGAUGCUGAUAUCAAAUCAUACAUUCUCACACUUUUUAGCUAUGUGUCACAUCUAUAUUCUGAUGCAAGCAUUGGUAAUAAUAUCAAAAUAUGGCUUGUUAAAUUAGUCGAUUUAGGACCAGAUAUUACUGAAUACAUCAAAUCUAGUGAUGAUGCAGCUGAUAUAUUAGGUAGAUUUUGUAAAUGGCAAAAAGAUUAUAAUACUCCGGGUACAUACGAUGCAGCUGUUCUUCUUACAAGAACACCUUUAUGCAAUAAACGCUCUAAAAAUGUAACUGAUAGCAAAUGUGACACAUUAGGAUUAACUGAAUUAGGUACAAUGUGUAAUUUUACAUCGAACUGUGCUGUUGUACGUGAUAAUGGAUUUGCUACUGCGUUUACUAUUGCUCAUGAAAUUGCUCAUUUAUUCGGUAUUCGACAUGAUAAUGAUAAAGCAUGUCUAGAUCAUACUACAGAACAAAAUAUUAUGGCUACUUCGUUAACAUUUAAUCAUAAUCAUUAUAAAUGGUCAAAUUGCAGUCGUCAUUAUUUUAAUCAAUAUUUAGAGUCUGAUCGAUAUCGAUGUUUAAAUAAUAUACCUGACUAUAAAUCAGAAUCAUUCGAGCGUUUGAAUAAUGAACAAACAGCCCGUGAAUUGCCUGGUCGUUUUAGUGAUCUCAAUGAUCAAUGUCGUCGAGCAUUUGGUGUUAAUUUCGAAUACUGUCAAGUUUUAAUGCACGGACCAAAAUGUAAUCGUCUUUAUUGUCGAGAAAUGUCCUCAAAUUCAUCAUCAUGCAUAACUAAUCAUGCGCAUUGGUCUGAUGGAACCUUAUGUUCUGAACCAAGGACAGAAACGAAACGCUGUGUUCGUGGACAAUGUCGAAGCACUCAAGAUCUUCAAGUAAUAAAUGGAAAUUGGGGUGAAUGGUCAUCAUGGUCACCAUGCACACGAACAUGUGGUAGUGCCGUACAAAAAUCACAACGUUUUUGUGACAAUCCAAGGCCAGAAAAUGGUGGUCAAUAUUGUUCGGGUCAAUCGACACGAAUACGAUCAUGUGAAAAUAAUCCACCUUGUAAAGAUCCUGUUGAUAUGUUUCGUCAGCGCCAAUGCUCUAUCUUUAAUAAUCGCACUAUUGACCCAUUGCUACCAGUUGGUGUACGAUUUGAGCCAAAAUACAAUGUAUUACCAAGUGAAAGAUGCAAAUUAAUUUGUAAAGUAUCGGAUGAUCGGCUCGAACGAUCUUUUGUUCUUGGCGAUCGUGUUGAAGAUGGAACCCCGUGUGGACGCGAAGAUGAAACAAGAGAUAUUUGUAUUAGUGGCGUUUGCAUGCCUAUUGGUUGCGAUCAUAAAUACGCAUCAAAUGCUACCGAAGAUGUUUGCGGUGUAUGCAAUGGUCAAAAUCGAACAUGCAAACCAACUAAUGGACGAAAAAUGGUUUCAGAUUUUGGCAUAACAAAUAUUAUUGAUAUACCUAUUAACACAACACGUGUAAUUGUCACACAAAUAUCAUCAGGCAAUGAUCGUUAUUAUUUAGCUGUAAAACAUAUCAAUGGAACAUAUGUUCUUAAUGGAAUGCAUAGCCUUCAAUUAUAUAAUGUUAAAAUUCGUAUUGGCGGUGCAACACUUUUUUAUACGGGAUCUGACUCGGGCAACGAAACAGUUCUAAUAACUGGCCAUCUUAAAGUUCCAUUAGAAAUUCAAGUCAUAUCAAUUUAUCAGGCUGGUGCACCAGCUACUUUAGUUAUAUGGGAAUAUUAUUCUCCACUUGAAGAAGGUGAAUUAGCACAACAACACGGAGAUGAAUCAUCAGAUUUUCAUUGUGAUCGACCAUGUCAAGGUUUUAAACAAGUCCGAAAAUGUAUUAUACAUAGACGUGAAUAUGAUUUAAUCUAUUGUUCAACUUAUAAAACACCCUAUACAUAUGAAAAAGAACGUUGUAAUGAUGAUUGCGUUUUAAGUUGGACUACACGAUAUCAACAAGCAUGUUCAACUCGAUGUAGUGAUGGAUAUAAACGUGUAAUUUACGAGUGUACAAAAACGAGUUAUACAGAACGAACUAUGGAACCUAUGGAUGAAGAUAUUUGUCGAAAACAUGUUGGAGAAAAACCGAAAGAUGUUGUUUCAUGUGUUGGUGAUUGUACGGGUACUGGUUGGGUUUACGGGCAAUGGGGUGAAUGUCAUUAUGAUGGUGGUUGUUUACGUAAGCGUACAGCUGAAUGCUACAAUGCAUCAAAUUUACCAACAUCAUCUCAUUAUUGUGUAUCCGAUUUUAUUUUCAAUACUGAACGAUGUGUCGAAUCAGCUUGUGAUCAAUCUCGAUGGAAUUUUACUUCAUGGACGGAUUGUGAUUGUAGUUUACAACUACGUCAAAGAAGUGUAACAUGUGUUCGUCUUGGUCAAACAGUACAUGAUCGAGAAUGUAUUCAUGAACCGAAACCCGAAACAACAGUUGCAUGCUAUGAUGAAUGUCGUACACCACAUUGGCAAACACAGCCAUGGGAACCUUGUACGGCAACAUGUUCAUUACAUAAAGGCAUUCAUCGCCGUCGUAUUAUUUGUUCGCAUCAUGGUUCAAUAGUACCUGAUGAUUAUUGUGAUCGGCGAUCAAAACCAAUUGAACAAGAAUGGUGUACAACAAAUGUUAGUUGUACAACAUGGUCUUUGAGUGAAUGGUCACCUUGUUCUGUUACAUGUGGAACAGGUAUUCAACGACGUACUGUACAAUGCCAUCAAGAUGCUCGACCUAUGGAUAAAUCAAAAUGUCCACAACCCAUGCCCGUCGAGCAGCAAGCAUGUACUUCAUUAAGUAGUGUUCUUUGUUCCACAAUACGUUGGUCAGCAGGACCAUGGGCUGAUUGUUCAGCAACAUGUGGGAUCGGUAUUCAGCAGCGUAGUGUUUAUUGUGAUGAUCCAUCACGUCCUUGGGUUCGAAUACCCGAUAGUGAUUGUUUAACAUUACUAGGUGAAAACGUAAGACCAAGUCAACAACAGAAUUGUUCUAUUACCGAUUGUCCUGAAUGGCAAAUAAGCCCAUGGAAUAAAUGUUCCGGAAAAUGUGAUGCAGCCGAGCGCCAUCGACGUAUAUGGUGCUCACAUAAUGGACGUGAACUUGACGAUAAUUAUUGUUUACAACUUGAUAAUGAAAAACCAUCAACCACAGAAAUGUGUACCAGAGACGUCUAUUGUCCUGAUUGGGCAAUUGGAAUGUGGUCGGAGUGUUCGGGUCCGAUGUGUGCAUCCGGUAUGCAAUAUCGACAAGUUGUUUGUCGACAAGGACAUGAAACAUUAUUAAAUAUACAUUGCGAUGAAACAAGACGUCCAUUGGAAUUACAAGCAUGUCAUACGUGGAAUAGUACGAUUUGUCAAAAUAUACGACCACUAAAUUCUAUAGAAAGUUCAUCAUCAUUUAUUUGGGAUGUGAAACAAUUUGGAGCAUGUAGCGUAACAUGUGGAAUUGGACGUCGUUUACGACAAGUUCAUUGUACGAAUGCUCUAACAAAAAUGCCUUAUGAUGACAAACAUUGCGCACAUUUACCAAGAAAACCUAUUGAAUAUGAAACUUGUGAUUUAGAAGUUUGUCCCUUGUGGAGUACAGAACCGUGGUCAUCGUGUUCGGUAACAUGUGGUUCUGGUGUUCAGAAACGUUUAGUGAUGUGUAAAAAUCGAGAAGAAAUGGUUUCACCAGAAAAAUGUAAUGGUCUUAACAGGCCGGCAACCACUAUUCAGUGCCAUAUGCUAACUUGUCCAUUGGGUUCUAUUAAAAAUAAUGAUUUUUUGCAAUCAUCCACAAUAUGGAUACCAAGUGAAUGGGCACAGUGUGAUCUUAAUACGUGUAUACAAACACGAACUACUCGGUGUAUUGAUUCAAUGACUGGUCAACUGUCACCAACAUGGGAAUGUACAAAAAAUCAACCUCAACCAUUAUUAAAUCGAGUAUGUCCAACAUCAGCCUGUGUAGAAUGGCGCGUAGCUCAUUGGAAUGGCUGUUCGGUUAAAUGUGGUCGUGGUAUUGAAAUUGGUUUUGGUCUUGAUUGCUUUACUCGUCAGAUUCCGAUACGUAAAUUAAAUGCAAGUGAAUGUGAAUUAGCUGAACCUCAUUUGCCUAAACCUGUUGCAAGACGAGUAUGCCGUCGACGUUGUAUAGAAUGGCGAACAAGCAGUUGGUCAGAGUGCGACGCCAAAUGCGGUUCAGGCAAAAGAACUCGACAGAUAACAUGUCACCGAAAAUUAACUGGGAAACAAAUACCUAAUCGUUUUUGUAUGAAUAAUCGACGAAAUUUAGUAAGACCAAUAACAGAUGAAAUAUGUACAAAUGGUCCUUGUUAUGAAUGGAUUCAAACACGGCAAUGGACUCCAUGUUCGGCAUUGUGUAAUGGGGGCUACGAAGAAAACAUUCCUCAAUGCGUUUCAAUUGUAAAUGAUACUCAACAAAUAGUGAAUGAUCAAUUGUGUAAUGAUACCAUUCGACCACAAACACGACGUAUUUGCAAUAGUGAACCAUGUUUACCAAGUUCGUUCAAUAUAAAACGACGUCGUGGUCGUCGAUGGGAUGUUGGUCCAUGGUCAUCGUGUAACGUAUCAUGUGGUGUUGGUGAACAAUACCGUAGAAUUCGAUGCUUGGGUAUCACUGAUGAUCGAAUACUAAAUAAUCGUUAUUGUCGACAUAUACCUCAACCAAAUCGUGUACAACAAUGUUUUCAAGUUGCAUGUUCACCUAUGUGGGCAACAAGUGCAUGGUCAUCGUGUUCAUCGAUUUGUGGUGCGGGUAUUGAAUAUCGAAGUGUAUCGUGUCAUGAAGUAAAUAAUAAUGGAUAUUUGAUGUUAAAUAAACAUUCAAAUAAAUGUGAUCCAUAUCGAGCACCAACGACUCGAAUAUCGUGUAAUAUGGGCGAUUGCGAAAGUCCAUAUUUAUGGCAUGUGGAACCAUGGUUACAAUGUUCAUCGGAAUGUAGUCGAGGUGAACAAACUCGUAAUGUUUAUUGUAAAAAUAAACAAACAUCUGCACCGGUAAAUGAUCGUUUUUGUAUUCCACAUAAGCCUGUUACACGUAUCGAUUGUUAUGGAUUCUUAUUUGAUAUUAGUCAAAGUACAAAGAGGUAA
Messenger RNA from Rotaria socialis, 5934 nucleotides. The record is from the annotation of a GenBank genome assembly. Lineage: Eukaryota; Metazoa; Rotifera; Eurotatoria; Philodinida; Philodinidae.